AGAACAGUGCUGGUAUCAGAGUUCUCCGAGGGAGAGCUGCAAAUGAAAUCAUGCCUAACCUCACUACUGCAACAGAUGAGCUAGCGUAGGACCUCCAGUCCCCGUGACUUUCCCUUGAGAGUGUUCGGGUAAACGCAUGGGAGCAGGUUUGGCUGGAUCCAGAGCUUUAGCGGGUGUUCGCUUUCUUCUGGGUGACUGGGGUAACCUCUCACAUUCCAAAUGAAGGAAGUCAUUUUUCAUUUGCUUUACAAACGUUUAUUGAUGGCCUACCAUCCUCCCAAUAUACAUAAUGCAGUAGCAAAACCAGCCAAGACCCAGCGCCCUCUAUGCGUGUCCCAGGGUCUGCGGGUGUAGGCGAAGGGCGAGGGUGCCUGGAACCCCCACCCCGGAGCAGUGGGUUAGCCCCGCAGCCGCAGCGCCCGGCUUGCGCGCGCCCGAGGACGGCACUGCCCCAUUAACAUGCACCCGCACGGGAGCGCCGCGCUCCCGCGUCCCCGGCGCUGCGCCGGCGGCGGGCGCGGGCGGGAGCCCAGGAGUCUGAGCGGGAGGCGGGAGCACCGGACGGGGCGGGUGCCCGCGAGCGGCGCUCGUGCUUACGCUCCUCGGCUCACGAGGACCCGCCCCUUCCCCGCCCACCCCUUCUCCCGCGCGCGGGCUCCGCGCGCCCCAAGCCGCGCGCGUGCGCGCGCGUGCGCAGGCCAGGGCCCUCCGGGGGCGGCCCCGUAGACUCCAUAGAAAACGUCGCAAGGUCCCGGAUUAACCCUUUCCUUGCUCGCCCAUUUACAGGGCCGGUCAGGUUCCGUGCCUGCGCAAGCCGGCGGCGCGCCUUCCCCCCAGCCCGCACCGCGCAUGCACGGGAAGGGGGGGUGCCGGUGGGGGUGUACACGGCCGGCUAGACAUUCUGUGCUCGUGCAGGAGGAGGGCUGCUACCAUCAGGGACGUGCACGAUUCCCUCCCACCCCGCCCCCUCCUCAAACUCCAAAAAAAAAAAAAUUCCAAAAUACACUGCCACCCACCGUGCCCCCGCGCCCCGCGUCCAACCCGUCCCCGGCCUGCUUGCAGUGAGCGCGGGGAGCCCACGGCGAGUGUCUGUGGCUGUGCCAGGCUGCAGAGCUGGACCUGAUGCUGCCAGUCACCCUCCUCUCUGUUCCCAACCUGAAAAUGGGUACAUGUGCAAGUGGCAGGACAAGAAAGGACUGGCGUGCCCCUGAUCAGAAUUAUUCUGAUCUGAAGAAUUUGGUGUUUAAAGCAUUAAGAUAAUAGCCUGAGUUGUUCAUGGAGUUUUUCAUCAGUAUGUCUGAAACCAUUAAGUAUAAUGACGAUGAUCAUAAAACUCUGUUUCUGAAAACACUAAAUGAACAACGCCUGGAAGGAGAAUUCUGUGAUAUUGCCAUUGUGGUUGAAGAUGUGAAAUUCAGAGCACACAGGUGUGUUCUUGCCGCCUGUAGCACCUACUUUAAAAAGCUUUUCAAGAAGCUUGAGGUUGAUAGCUCUUCAGUAAUAGAAAUAGAUUUUCUUCGUUCUGAUAUAUUUGAAGAGGUCCUGAACUACAUGUACACAGCAAAGAUUUCUGUGAAAAAAGAAGAUGUUAACUUAAUGAUGUCAUCAGGUCAGAUUCUCGGUAUCCGAUUUUUAGAUAAACUCUGUUCUCAGAAGCGUGAUGUAUCUAGUCCAGAUGAAAACAACGGCCAAUCGAAAAGUAAGUAUUGCCUCAAAAUAAAUCGCCCCAUUGGAGAUGCUGCUGACACUCAGGAUGAUGAUGUGGAAGAAAUUGGAGACCAGGAUGACAGUCCCUCUGAUGACACAGUAGAAGGCACCCCCCCGAGUCAGGAGGACGGCAAGUCGCCUACGACGACGCUCAGGGUUCAGGAAGCAAUCCUGAAAGAGCUGGGGAGUGAGGAAGUUCGGAAGGUUAAUUGCUACGGCCAGGAAGUAGAAUCCAUGGAGACCCCAGAAUCGAAAGAUCUGGGGUCCCAGACCCCUCAAGCCUUAACAUUUAAUGAUGGAAUGAGCGAAGUGAAGGACGAACAGACCCCAGGCUGGACAACAGCGGCCAGCGACAUGAAGUUCGAAUACUUGCUUUAUGGCCACCAUCGGGAGCAGAUCGCCUGCCAGGCGUGCGGGAAGACCUUCUCCGACGAAGGCAGGUUGAGGAAGCAUGAAAAACUCCACACGGCCGAUAGGCCGUUUGUUUGUGAAAUGUGUACAAAAGGUUUUACCACACAGGCCCACCUGAAAGAACACCUCAAAAUCCACACAGGCUAUAAGCCGUACAGUUGUGAGGUGUGUGGAAAAUCCUUUAUCCGUGCCCCGGACUUGAAGAAGCACGAGAGAGUGCACAGCAAUGAGAGACCAUUUGCCUGCCACAUGUGUGACAAAGCCUUCAAACACAAGUCCCACCUCAAAGACCAUGAACGAAGACACAGAGGGGAAAAGCCUUUUGUCUGCGGCUCCUGCACCAAGGCGUUUGCCAAGGCGUCUGAUCUGAAAAGGCACGAGAACAAUAUGCACAGUGAGAGGAAGCAGGUCACCCCCAGUGCCAUCCAGAGCGAGACAGAACAGUUGCAGGCGGCAGCCAUGGCCGCUGAAGCAGAGCAGCAGUUGGAGACGAUCGCCUGUAGCUAGAGGUGACAGGACAGGACCGCUUUGCCUGAGCCCCGGAGGUGGGACUGCACGGGUCCCAGCACACAAGCGCCAGUCCCUGCAUUUCUGUGGAAACUUACGGAGCAUUGUACUCACUGGAUUUAAGGCAGUGCUUGGUUAAGUAUUUUGCAAACUUUGCAAGGAAAUCGUGUUCCUUUGUUCUGACCAAACAGUCUCGCUGUCCCGUCUGGUGUCUGGUAGUGAUGUUGCCAGUAAGCCCUCUCCCCCCCGCCCCCCUCUUUUUUUAUGAUUUUAAUUUGAGAACUCCUGUGUCCAGUUCAGAAGUGAGAGACUUCUAUUCCAGUUUUUGUAAUUCCUCUCUACACUUGCUGACUGGCAAGUGUACUGCACAGAGCGAUAAUUGAGUAAAUUGAUUUCCUAAUCAUCACGAUUCUGUGGGACUUAGGGUCAAAACAGCAUUUUUAAUAACUUGAUAAAAGUACUUCAUGCAGAUGCAGAAAAUACUGGUGGGUGGCUGACCAAGAACACUGCACAGAUAGGAAAACAAGUUCCAGAAUUGCAGAACGAUAUUGGAUUUAUAUUCGGUUUGUUAAUUUUACAUCACUGUUUUUCACUGUUGUUGUGGACAAAUGAUGGUUGCUUUGCUAAAGUGUUUCUUCAUUUUGAUCGCCCACACCUACCCCAAAAGAUGGAGUCAUAAGUCCUGAACGGAGGCUGAGCAAACCCACAGGGAUGAUGGUGGUCUGGGGGCUGAGUUCUUUUUGGUCCUCUUUUUUGGGGCAUUGCCACUCUGCAACAGAUGCGGUUUCUGGGGUAGACCAGUUGUUAGAGGGAUAGCAAAGGGGGCAUAGGAUCCUGGCUCUCAGGGACGAGGUUUUCACGUUUGCAACAGUUCCAAGAUUUUCUAGAUCAAAAUAAUUCUUAAUUGAUUUUGAAAUUGGAUUUUUAUUUAGGAUCAAAAUUAGGACAAGAACAGGUAUGCUUCUUCAGAUACAUUUGUGUCACUUAAGAGAAUGUCAUCAAGCUUUUGGGCUCUCUGCAGCACGUGAUUUAUCCACAAAGGAGAUGUAAUAUUGUUGCUUAAAUUAAUAAAUUGAAAAUCUUUUUAAGUGUGUAAAUAGUGUAGAAGUGUUGGUCUUAUGUAUUUCAAGUAAAAGUAGACAGCUGCACCUUUUUUUUGCACAUUGGAUUAAAAUAACUUCCAUGAGCAACAAACAUCGGUCUGUUUUUUAACCAAUAUUAAAGAUUGUAAGACCAAAUGUUUAUUUUUUUGAAGUAUAUUUCAUCAUUGGUGGUUACAGUUUUAAGUAGAAUUUGAUUGCCAUUUCAUAGCCAUAAACAGAAUUAUAAACACUGUUCCAAUUUUGGUGUAUGAAAACUUUUUUUAGCCAUUUCUUUAGGAAUAUAUUGAAAUACCAAAAUAGUUUGAAUUACUUUCUGUAACAAAGUGUUAGUCAAUUAUUUUAGAAUGUACAAUUUUAGAAAAAUACCAUUUUUUAAAAAUUUUAUUUUUGAUUCCUAGAAUUUUUUUUCCAAGUUACAUUAAAAUAAUUUCAUUUCAUAGCUUGUUGCAUUAACACCUGUAAUUACUAUUGUGGGAGAAAUUUUAUUUUUUAAAUUGAUGUACAUGUUAUGCCCAAGAUUGUAGGAUGAAGAUGCUACCUUUAAAGAGACUUAUUUAUUGGUAAAAUGUUUACUUUAGUUUAAAAUUAAUUUAAUUUUCUUUCUUUAAAGUUGUUUAUUCUGUCCUAAAAGUAGUCCUGUCACUGUGUUUAUAUGCUGUUAGUGGAAGGGGACCUGAUUGGCGUUCCUUGGCUGUUUUAACCAAAGCAAAGGAAAAAUGAUUUCACAUCUUUGUUGAUAACUACUUCAACAAACCAUUUUUUGGGACUUCAGUUUUGUAUAUAAAAGAAAAUAUACUU
This is a messenger RNA of Zalophus californianus (California sea lion), 4526 nucleotides long. RefSeq names its product zinc finger and BTB domain containing 14 (gene ZBTB14). The transcript is spliced from 4 exons. Gene Ontology annotation, molecular function: protein binding; DNA-binding transcription factor activity, RNA polymerase II-specific; RNA polymerase II cis-regulatory region sequence-specific DNA binding. Gene Ontology annotation, cellular component: nucleus. NCBI's taxonomy places the organism in Eukaryota, Metazoa, Chordata, Mammalia, Carnivora, Otariidae. The coding region runs from base 1276 to 2625 and encodes 449 amino acids. The record is from RefSeq and is a predicted model, not a curated record. Gene Ontology annotation, biological process: regulation of transcription by RNA polymerase II.